This is a messenger RNA of Lottia gigantea (owl limpet), 1347 nucleotides long. RefSeq lists its product as hypothetical. NCBI's taxonomy places the organism in Eukaryota, Metazoa, Mollusca, Gastropoda, Lottiidae. The annotation marks the transcript as partial. Gene Ontology annotation, molecular function: DNA-binding transcription factor activity, RNA polymerase II-specific; RNA polymerase II transcription regulatory region sequence-specific DNA binding; protein dimerization activity. The record is from RefSeq and is a predicted model, not a curated record. Gene Ontology annotation, biological process: regulation of transcription by RNA polymerase II. The transcript has 9 exons.
AUUUUAGAAGUAAGGAAAGAGAAAUCUCGUGAUGCUGCCAGGUCCAGACGAGGGAAGGAGAAUUAUGAGUUUUACGAAUUGGCCAAGAUGUUGCCAUUGCCAGCGGCCAUUACUAGUCAACUGGAUAAAGCCUCUAUUAUACGCCUUUCUAUAAGUUACCUACGGUUACGUGAUUUCUCGGGUCAUGGUGACCCACCUUGGAAUCGAGAUCCAGCUCCCAAUAAAAAUAAAGGAAGAAGAAGGAGUAAUAUAGCUAUGGAUAUUUUUGAUACACGACAUGGUACACAUGUUUUACAGUCAUUGGAUGGGUUUGGUUUUGCUUUGUCGAAUGAUGGUCGAUUUUUAUAUAUAUCAGAAACAGUGUCAAUAUACCUGGGCUUAUCACAGGUUGAGAUGACAGGAAGUAGUAUUUUUGAUUAUACUCACCAAGCUGAUCAUCCUGAACUCUCAGAACAACUUGGUCUCUCUUUACCACAAUAUGAUGUAUCAUCUACAUCACGACCACGAUCUACAACUCCCCCUGGAGAGAGAGGGUAUGUGAUGAACCCAAACCCAGCAAAAGGACCAGACCGAUCGUUCUGUAUUCGAAUGAAAUCAACUUUAACUAAACGUGGUGUUCAUACUAAAUCACAAGGCUAUAGGGUUGUCCAUAUUUUGGGAAGAAUGAGGCAUCAGAUGAGCUUUACUGUAAAUCGUAAACAAUCACCAACCUUAUUGGGUAUGGUUGCCGUAGCAAUAGCAUUACCGCCACCUACCAUUACUGAGUUACGAAUAGAUAAUGAUACUUUUAUAACACGAAUGACUCCUGAUUUUAAACUUGUCUAUUGUGAGCCUAUUAUUUGUGAAUUAAUGGAUUUAUCAUCAGAAGAUAUGACCAAUAGAUUGAUAUAUGAUUUCUGUCAUGCUGCUGAUUUACAUAAACUACGUAAAGCUCAUGUUGACUUAUUAGCCAAGGGUCAAGUUUUAUCAGACUAUUAUAGAUUAACCAAUAAGAAUGGAGGAUACAUCUGGCUACAGACGUGUGCUACUACAAUAUAUAGUAGUAAAAAUAACGAUGAACAAAGUAUUGUGGCCAUUAACUAUGUUUUAAGUGGUGUUGAAAAUGAAGACAUCAUUUUAGACCUGUGGCAACUACCAGGAUCCUCCAAUCUUGGAACUGACCAAUCAGAUCACAGCGAUCAGAGUGAACUCGGCUCUCAAUUAGGUAUGAUAGCUCUUCAAUGUGAAAAUCAUCUUUCAUUUGCCUUUCUGAUCUAUCCAAUAUGGAAGACAUUUCCGAAAUGGCUUAUUAUGACUGUCAUAGGCAAUACCGAGGGCAAAUUCUUGAAAAUCCAUUUUCAUCGAUGA